This is a messenger RNA of Linepithema humile (Argentine ant), 1896 nucleotides long. It is a transcript of the gene PIG-B, whose product is annotated as phosphatidylinositol glycan anchor biosynthesis class B. Gene Ontology annotation, molecular function: alpha-1,2-mannosyltransferase activity. The record is from RefSeq and is a predicted model, not a curated record. NCBI's taxonomy places the organism in Eukaryota, Metazoa, Arthropoda, Insecta, Hymenoptera, Formicidae. Gene Ontology annotation, biological process: GPI anchor biosynthetic process. Gene Ontology annotation, cellular component: endoplasmic reticulum membrane.
GCUGUCAAUUGUUUGAUCUAACCUAAUCUUAUCGUUGAUGAAAUUACCGUUGAGCGAUGAUAGAUAGCCAUUGAUCUUUGCAAAUAUAUUCGGUUAUGAAGCCGCGUUUCCCGCUUUCAUCUCACAGAGUGAGAAUCAAGAAUAUACAUUACAUCUAUAAAUGAAACACGCAUGGAUUAGUAGAUUUAUCGCAAUCAGCUGAAAAUGCGUCUGCCCAAAAGGUUUGGAACGUUAUUUCUUCUAAUAUUAUGGCGAUUGACCUCUGUGAUCUUGGUACAAACUGCUCAUGUACCAGACGAAUAUUGGCAAUCGUUGGAGGUAGCUCAUCAUCUGGCAUUUGAUUACGGAUACCUCACAUGGGAAUGGACAACGAUGAUACGUAGUUAUAUGUAUCCGCUUCUUAUAUCUAUUCUCUAUCGCGGACUCGCGCUAUUUUCCUUAGACUUUGUACCACUCUUGACGACAUUACCUCGAGUAUUCCAAGCUGUUCUCGUCGCUUAUGCAGAUUAUAGAUUUUAUAAGUGGAUCAAGUGCAGGUGGAUGUUGUUCAUCUUGUGCUUGAACUGGUAUUGGUAUUAUUGCGCCACGAGAACAUUGAUUAAUGCUGUGGAGACAGCCUGCACUACUAUAGCAUUAUCGAUAUUCCCAUGGAAGGACAGUCAUGUACAAAGUGUGAAGUUUUUGUGGAUCGUAAGUUUUCUCUGUAUGGCAAGGCCCACUGCUACAAUUAUGUGGCUUCCUUUGUGCUUGUACCACAUCUGUACAAGUACAGAGAAGAAGAUAGUGUUGUUUAGUCGAUAUAUUAUAAUAUGCUCUUUCUGUUUCUCCAUUUCUGUAUUAAUCGAUAGUUAUUGUUACGGAACGUUUGUAGUAACCCCAUGGAGGUUCUUCCAAGCAAACGUGCUUAGAAGUAUAGGAAAUAUAUAUGGUAAACAUUACGCGUUAUGGUAUAUCUUCGUCGGCUUGCCGGUGUUGCUUGGACUGUAUUACAUUCCAUUCUUGAUCGCCGUGUGGCGGAUAUUCAAACAUUCCGCAUACUUCCAUCGAGAAAUGGUUAUGCUUGUGGUAAUCGGUUGGACAUUAACUGUCUACUCGCUGCUGUCUCAUAAAGAAUUUCGAUUUAUUUUGCCGCUUUUGCCGAUGUUGAUAUACACGAGCUCCGCCUGUACUCAUCACUUAAACGUUAGAAUCACGACGUUUACACGUAAUAGUAUUUUAGCGUUUUUAGUGUUCAGCAAUGUCGCGCCCGGAUUCUAUUUCUCUCUGAUUCAUCAACGUGGCACGUUGAACGUGAUAGAGCUCUUGAGGGAUGAAAUUUCUUACACAGGUGCUUCGUCGACGCUAAUCCUGACUCCGUGCCACGCUACGCCGUUGUACAGUCAUUUGCACGUAAAUACGACGGUCAGAUUUUUAACAUGCGAGCCUAAUUUUAACAAUACUAAAGAUUACAUUGAUGAGACGGAUAAGUUCUCCGCGAAUCCAAAAGUUUGGCUCGACGAUAAUUACGUUAACAAUAAGAGCGUUGCGUUACCAUCUUAUGUGAUAAUGUUCGAUAAGGUUGCAAGUAAGGUGACUGAUUUUUUACGCAGCUACAAAUUAAUCGCCAAGGUGUUCCAUACACAUUUGCCACAAUCAAAGUAUGGAAAAUAUAUAUUAUUGUAUAAACAUGUAACAUUUGUUUAAAAGAAUAUAUAUUUUAUUGUAUAUAUGGACGUAUAUUUUGCACAUAUUGCAUAUAUAACGAAAUGGAAAUAUUGUUUUUAUCCAAAUAAUAAAUGUGCGAUAAUUUAAUGAAUCUGUGAUUUUCACCUCAACAGUCUCUGUUCAACAAGCAUUAAAAAUAUAAUAUUCCUUUCUUAUCAAAAGAAGAUAGAGAAUAAACAAUUUAGAAGUGUC